This is a messenger RNA of Zootermopsis nevadensis, 1323 nucleotides long. The record is from RefSeq and is a predicted model, not a curated record. NCBI's taxonomy places the organism in Eukaryota, Metazoa, Arthropoda, Insecta, Blattodea, Termopsidae.
AUGUCGCUGCCGUGGCUUGUGACGCUGGUUCUGCUGCUGCUCGUGACUCAGAGCCAUGGCGCUAGGAUCUUGGGCUUGUAUCCCUUACCAUCGAGAAGCCACCUCAUCGUCCAAAAUGCUCUGAUGUUCGAGCUAGCCAGUCGAGGGCACCAGGUUACAGUGGUCAGUCCUUUUCCCGUAAAGGAGCCCAUUCCAAAUUACACACACAUCACAGUGGAGUCAGAUAUGAAUGAUUUAAUGGGAGGUCAUGUUUCAUCAAAUGUGUUCGACAUGCAGUCAAUUGGGCCCUUGAAAAUGACAUUCUUUAUGUGGUUAAUGGGUGAAGCGUUGUGCGACCACGUACUGCAAAAUGACAACAUCCAGAAACUGAUCCAUUCUAAAGAUCUUCAUUUCGAUCUUGUGAUCGUUGAAGUCUUUAUUAACGAAUGCGUCUUAGGAUUCGCUCAUAAAUUUAACGCUCCCAUUAUACAAGUCUGCACAUACGGAGGAGGAAAUUUCAUGGCUGACUGGGUCGGAAGUCCUAAUCCUUACUCUUACGUUCCCGAUGAGUUCCUUCCUUACGAAGAUAAGAUGAAUUUCUGGGAAAGAAUGUACAAUACAGUCGUUGGUACACUGAGACACGUCGGAAGGCAGCUGAUCCACGUGCCGAAACAAAAUGCCGUGAUGCAGAAAUAUUUCAACUAUACAGACAAAUUUCCACCCGUGUGGGAGCUGGAAUACAGAACGUCCUUGGUCCUUCUCAACUCACACUUCAGUCUCAGCUACCCGAAGCCUCUCUCUCCAAACUACGUGCAGGUUGGCGGAAUGCACGUGAAACCUCCGAAGAAGCUUCCACAGGAAUUGCAGAAAUAUCUUGACGAAGCUCCACAUGGAGUGAUCUACUUCAGCAUGGGCUCAACCCUGCAAAGCUCGGAACUGCCUGAAUCAAUAAGAAAAGCUUUCCUUGAAGCGUUCUCCAAGUUUAAACAACGGGUGUUAUGGAAAUGGGAGACGGACUCGUUGCCAGGGCAACCAAAAAACGUAAGGCUCGGGAAGUGGCUGCCUCAAUCCGACAUUCUUGCUCAUCCCAACGUCCGACUCUUCAUCACUCAUGGCGGACUGCUGAGCAUGCAGGAAGCCAUCUACAGGGGAGUUCCUCUGCUUGGGAUUCCGAUAUUCGGCGAUCAGGGUCUGAAUAUGGGCAGGGCCGUGUCAGCAGGAUACGGGCUCAAGAUUGACUUCGUAAACGUCACUACAGAGUCCUUGACGUGGGCUAUCAGAGAAAUCAUCGAAACUCCAACGUAUUUCUGGAAUUCUUUACUUUCAUUUUUCUUGGCCUCAUAA